AUGACUGCCAAAGAGAUUGCAAAGGCAACCCAAUUGAAUGUGGUGACAAGUAUAGCAUAUCAAUAUACUCGAUACGGAUGGACUACCAGAGAUGUGGACAAAUCCUUACAACAAUUUGCUAAACGUGCUAAUGAGUUAUCGAUUGAAGGAGGCUGCUUAUUGUGGGGCAUCAGAGUUAUCAUCCCAGAGGAAUUGAGAAAGACCGUAUUGGCGCAGAUACAUGAGGGUCAUCCGGGGACAAGCAAAAUGAAGGCUUUAGCCAGAAGUUAUGUGUGGUGGCCAAACCUGGACAGGAAUAUAGAAGAUUUGGCAAGAUCAUGUGAACAGUGUCGAAAGCAGAAGAGUAGACCAAGUACUACUAAACCCUCACAUCCACGGAUCUACCCAACAUCACCAUGGCAGCGUGUCUAUGCAGAGUUUGCAGAAUUUGCGGGGAAGCAGUAUUUACUUAUUGUAGAUGCCUUCUCUAAAUGGCCGGAAGUCCACAAACUGGGUAUAAAUGCUACUACAGGGCAGACAAUUGAAGCUAUUCGAAGAAGCUUUUCUUGUCAUGGAUUGCCACAGCGACUCGUAACCGACAACGGUCCUCAGUUUAGGACACAAGACUUCAAUGAGUUUAUGGAAGCCAAUGGAAUCAAGCAUCAACUGACUCCACUCUACCAUUCUGCAUCUAAUGGACAGGUAGAGCGAAUGGUACAAGAGUUGAAAAAGAGCUUGAAGGGUCGACCAGCGGGAAGGUCGAUAAGUCAUCGAGUGUCUUCGUUCCUUCUCCACUAUCGUACGACUCCACAUGCUGCAACAGGCAAAACUCCCGCCGAACUGUUGUUAAUCAAACGAAUACCGAUAACCAAGUUAUCUUUGUUGCGCCCAGAGGUAAGUGACAUUGACAGAGAUGAGCAGAGAAUCAAGUUCGAGGAAGCUACCAAACGAUCAAGACAACUGGAUCCUGGUUGUAAAGUCAGUGUGUGGAAUCCACGUUAA
Messenger RNA from Corticium candelabrum, 981 nucleotides. RefSeq lists its product as uncharacterized. The transcript has a single exon. The record is from RefSeq and is a predicted model, not a curated record. Gene Ontology annotation, biological process: DNA integration. Gene Ontology annotation, molecular function: nucleic acid binding. Bases 1 to 981 code for a protein of 326 amino acids. NCBI's taxonomy places the organism in Eukaryota, Metazoa, Porifera, Homoscleromorpha, Homosclerophorida, Plakinidae.